Messenger RNA from Stegostoma tigrinum, 1273 nucleotides. Its product is annotated as biogenesis of lysosome-related organelles complex 1 subunit 4-like. Gene Ontology annotation, cellular component: BLOC-1 complex. The transcript has 5 exons. NCBI's taxonomy places the organism in Eukaryota, Metazoa, Chordata, Chondrichthyes, Orectolobiformes, Stegostomatidae. The record is from RefSeq and is a predicted model, not a curated record. The coding region runs from base 102 to 671 and encodes 189 amino acids.
GUGCAGUGGGCGUGGCCAGUUUGGAGAUUAGUAGAAGGGACGGCCCUGUGGCCCAAGAAUGGGGUGUGCCCAGGCCCAGCCUGGCGGCUAAUUUCCAGGCGAUGGAAGAAGAGGAUCCGCAGGGUUUGAGUGGUUUAGAGACUGUGCAGCAACGGUGCGAGGACGGGACAGCGUGCCCGGUGGAGGCUGUUGGGGAGACUGAGCAGGAGGCGUUGCUAUGGAGCACGGCGAGCUGCUACUCGAGUUAUUUAACAGCUACUGCCCAAGGGGAGAUUCAACAAUUGGAACAAAGUUUAGAAGAAAUGCUUACUAGAGUGGAUGAAUUCUGUGGGAUGUUAGACAUGAUUCGAAAUGAUUCUUCUCAGAUAAUGAAUGAAAAUAUCCCUGAAAUCCAUGCGAAAGCAGAUGAAAUGAAGCAAUUAUACAAAAAGAUUGAUAAAUUAGAGGCCUUUGUCAAGAUGGUUGGACAAAAUGUAUGUGUUCUAGAUGAUCAAGUGACACAAGCUGAAGCCAAAGUUGGAAGCUUUCCCAGCACAUUUAGAAAAAUUUGGCACUCAAUCGGUUCUUCAGCAUUCCUUAAUAAAUCACCAUUGCCUAAGAGACAACAGCAAAGAUUUGAACACCCAACACUCUUCCGGACAGAAGAUUACUUCCCAGUGCAGAACUCCUAGCAUAUAAUUAUAACAUUAAAAGAAUAGUAGCACAAAGGAAGAAACUUACCUGCCCAAACCUACUGGAUGCAGUGUCAGUCACUUCCAGUUAAUGAAGCAGGGGUCAUUUUCUUAUGAAACAGGCUGAUUUGUUCAAAACCUCUGAAGCCAAUAUUCUUGUCUUCCUUUUUAAUAUUAAAAUAUUGCUUUUGAUAUGAAACUGCUUAAAUAUAUGCAUAAAGUAAAUACUGCUGACAGAUAAAAUUUGAACAGUGUUGAUAUUUAUCUACAGAUUUAUAAUUACCAAGGAUGAGUUUUUAAAUGCUGAUCUGGUAAGAGUUCUGUUUUUGAGACUACCUUUGAUAUUUGCUGAUUAAUGAUAAAUGGUGUCCAUGCUAAUGCCAAUGCAUGAUUUUGCACUUUGUUUGCCUUAGAAUGUAUUGAAUUUCCAUUUCUUCAAUUCUGUAAACUGAGGGUGAGAAAUAUCCUUUUUAUUUUCUGGAGAAUCAACGAUUUUUUUUCAGAGAAAUUAUACCAUUAACAACUACAGGCACUGGAUUUUAUACAAGUUCUUUUAUGUUGGAAAUUAUUAAAUUGCUGUUCAGCAUUGUAUCUCCCAACAA